Messenger RNA from Pocillopora meandrina, 729 nucleotides. NCBI's taxonomy places the organism in Eukaryota, Metazoa, Cnidaria, Anthozoa, Scleractinia, Pocilloporidae. The record is from the annotation of a GenBank genome assembly.
AUGGCAGACAGUGCAUGUGAUGUUGGAGUACGUGAGGUAGAAGAUGUUUAUGCAUGUCAUUUGGUUAAAGGUGAGAUAGAAAAUUUAUUUGUGGGGCUGAAGGCUUGUGAAAACAGCAAAGCACCUGGAAUCAAAGCAGCUGUGGAAACUGCUAUGACAGAGAUGUGUAGGGAUUGGAAAGAGAAGACAGUGGCCCUGGGAGCAGAUGGAGCAAAUGUUAUUCUUGGAGAAAUAAGUGGUGUUUAUGGCUUGCUUAAACAAGAAAUUCCUCACAUUAUUAAGGUACACUGCGUUGCACAUAGGUUGGAACUUUCAUUUGCAGACACCUUGUCAGAUGUUCCAGUUCUUAAAGAUGUCAAAGAAAUGCUUCAAGGUAUUUGGAAGCACUAUCAUUAUUCUGCAAAGGCAGUCCGUGAGCUUAAAGAACUAGCUUAGAGUAUGGAAGUGCGAGCAUAUAAGGCAAUCAAAGCAGACGGUACAAGGUGGGUACCACAUUUGCAAAGAGCACUGAAUAUUCUCUUAUCAAAGAACUUUCAAGUUGUAGUUUUGCACUUCCAACAUACCUCACAAGCAAGGGAUGCCAGUAACCAGAUGCAAGGAAGGGCUGUGAAUUACAGCAAAAAAUUCACAAGCUACAAAUUUGUUGCCAUCAUGCAUCUGUUACUUGACAUCGUAGAUGCACUUUCCAAAGUGAGUCUUAGCUUCCAGGAGGAUGGAAUAACAAUCUAA